Messenger RNA from Colletotrichum truncatum, 2271 nucleotides. The record is from RefSeq and is a predicted model, not a curated record. NCBI's taxonomy places the organism in Eukaryota, Fungi, Ascomycota, Sordariomycetes, Glomerellales, Glomerellaceae.
AUGGCUCAAGUAUCUGCCAGCCCUAACCACCGACGACAUCGACACGGUGAACUCACCCAACCCCAAUCAGGCAGUCCGUAUACCACCCUAAGUGUAACGUCCCUUGGUAGCCAACAGCCAGGCAUAGACUUGGACGAGGGUGGUGCAGACAUUCCCGAUAUCCCUUUCAAGAGGCCUGUCAAGUAUUUACCGCAAGCCAUGGCAUGCAACCCAUCUCGAUUCCAGGAGACCUGGGAUGAAGAGGAUGAGAACUGGAAUUAUCACGGCCCGGUCAACCCGAAUACUCUGAAUUCGAGGAAAGACAGAAGCGUCACCCAGCCUUUCGACGAUCACUCCAGAGGAAGAGCAAUGUCUCCUCAGCUCAUUCAAUUCCAUGGCAGACACGCUUCUUCUAGCCCCCCGAGGAGUCCACGCACGAGGUCUUCGGGGUCAAGGGCUGGGUCCAUUGCAUCAUCGUACCAGACGAACGCUACCUCUUUGCCAGCUUUGCAAACCAAAGGCGCCGGUGAUGACGAGAUUCUGGAGCCCCUGGCUGAAGAAGAGGUUGAGCCAGGCUCGUUUGAUCUUGUAGUACCGUUUCAUGGAGAUAACGGGCACUACUCUCUGGAAACUCGAUCCGAGCUACUCUUCUCCAAGGAUCACCUCGGGGCCAUCUUUGAUGACCACGUCCUUUUUCGGCGUUUUACAGACUUCCUGCACUCUGCCCGACCAAGCUCUCUGCCUCUUCUGACAUACUACUUAGACUGUCUAAAAGCGUUGCGGGCUAUCGCGUAUGUAAAUGCCAUCGCGAGUGGGCUAGACGCAUUGCCGGGACACCAGUUCUCUGUCGAGAAUACUGACAGCACGACAAACAGUUCCCUGGAGAAAAAGGCCGAGGCUGCCUUUGAUGUUCUGGUACAACAAGAUCUCCCUGCAUACAUCACGCACUUGUGGAUUCAGACCGUAAGUGUAUCGAUCAAAAGGCGAAUCACGGGAACUCUUCCUGUCCAGCUAAGGGAGAUGUCUGAAGGGUUGGCAGAAGUGUUCUGCUUGACAGAUCCCUCAAGGCAUGACAACCCCAUUGUCUUUGCUUCCGAAGAAUUUCAUAGGACGACGCAAUAUGGCAUGAACUAUGUCAUCGGACGCAAUUGUCGAUUUCUUCAGGGCCCUAAGACCAAUCCAUUCAGCGUGAAACGGAUUCGUGAUAAGAUAUUAGCCGGCAAAGAGCAUUAUGAAACAUUUCUUAACUACCGCCGAGAUGGUUCGCCUUUUAUGAACCUUCUCAUGGUGGCACCCUUAUACGACAGCCGUGGCACGGUUCGUUAUUUCAUUGGCGCUCAAGUAGAUGUUUCGGGCCUUGCCAAGGAAAGCUCUGGACUUGAUGCCCUCCAGAACCUUGUCGUCAAGAAAGAUUCAGCAGCCUCUACCAGUCACCGAAAUCAGGAAGGCGAGGAAGAAAAAGAUGAGUUCCAGGAUCUCACUGAGAUGUUCAACCCGAUAGAACUCGAAACUGUUCGAAGACGAGGCGGCAACAUGCAUCGCGCCCCUCAAGACGAGGCACAGACAACUACGUCAACCAAUUGGCACAAGCCUCGGAUUCUGAUCCAAGAUGAAACAUCGUCUAUUCAACAACUUAGUCCAGUAACGUCCCUCAAUAGUGGAAAGCUCACGGGAGUCUACGAGCAUUACUUGCUUGUUCGACCGCACCCCAGUCUGCGGAUUUUAUUUGCGUCGCCGUCUUUGAGGCUGCCUGGUAUCUUACAAUCUAACUUCAUGGACAAGAUCGGUGGAUCAAACCGAGUUCGUGAUGGUCUCAGCCAAGCCUUCGCGGAUGGUCAUGGUGUCACCGCCAAGGUUCGAUGGAUGAACAAGUCUGGGGGCGAAGGACGGUUGCGGUGGAUUCAUUGCACACCUCUACUCGGCAGCAACAGUGCCGUGGGUGUCUGGAUGGUUGUGCUUGUUGACGACGAGUCUGAAUUCGGAGUAAGGAAAGGCAAAGAAGCGCCUCCUGUUGAUGGACGUCUGCGCAAAACCGGUGUCCUGCAACAGCCUCGUCUAUCUAGAGACGACAACGUCAGUUUGUCAGGGUUUGCUGCCAUAAACAAGGCACGUGAUGAAGCCGAAGCAUCUGUCGACCUUGAUGUCGAUACCGAUCGCCCCAUGAGCCGUGCGAGCCGAUCAAGUCGGCUGAGCCGAGGUCACGGUGGAUUGCGGCAACCCAGGACCCCGGCAUUUGAUGAUAAUGAUGAGCCACCCCGGCCCGCCUUUACGGUACGGCUAGAGGAAGAUUGA